UUCCGGUGUCACGGGGUGCCUGGGUGACGGAACGCAAAAAGCGGGCAUAACGAACGUAUCCCGUAUUUUCUCCUUGUAUACAUUUAAUUGCAAAAAAUAUAUUGGGACGACUCAAAACACUCUUAUAACAUCAACAGGACGAACGGCAUAACAUUGGAUGUGCAAUUGUACCAGCAUAUCCUUAUUCACUCGACUUGCUAGCAUUAGCUCGCUACCACGACUCAAGAACAGGCCCCAGCCUGGACUUUGCUUUAUCUAACUAGCUAGCUGGCUAGCACAAUAUAGCACGUUUUCUUCGUCAAUGUUAUUGUCUGUUCUUAGUGUAAACUAGAACCACAUCUUUAUAACUCACCUGGAGUUGUUUAUGUUUAAGUGUGGUUUAUUUUGAUAUUUCUAAACCGUUGCAUUGGUGGUGUGUAGUUAGUUAGUACUUUACUAAGUGUGCUGUGCACUUUUUCGCUAGCGACCGCGCCGCAUUCCCGUCCAUUUUACAGUCAAAUAAGAAACCGCAAUGUCGGAUUUCGACGAAUUCGAGAGACAAUUGUCUGAAAACAAACAAGCUCAGUUGGUAGAGCAUGGCGCCAGGAUAGUGCGCUCGAUUCCCGGGAACACCCCGGAGAAGGACAAGGAGAACCGCCACCACCGUCGCUCCCCCUCUCGCAGCCGCAGCAGAGAGAGGAAGAGGAGGAGCAGAGACAAGGACAGACGCAGCAGGGAUCGCCGUGGAGACAGCAAGGAGCGCAGACCAAGACGCAGCUCACCAUCCCAACAACAACCCCAAGAGAUUGCUGUAAGUCGUUCCCCGCACCGUGAAACCAAGAAGAAGAACAAAGUGAAGAAGUACUGGGACGUCCCUCCUCCUGGCUUUGAACACAUCAGUGUGAUGCAGUACAAAGCCAUGCAGGCUGCGGGUCAGAUCCCAGCCACGGCCCUGCUGCCCACCAUGACCCCAGACGGCCUGGCCGUGACCCCCACUCCUGUCCCUGUGGUGGGAAGCCAGAUGACCAGACAAGCCCGUCGGCUCUACGUGGGGAACAUCCCCUUCGGCAUCACAGAGGAGUCCAUGAUGGAUUUCUUCAACGCUCAGAUGCGUCUGGGCGGUCUCACUCAGGCUCCAGGAAACCCUGUCCUUGCUGUGCAGAUCAACCAGGACAAGAACUUUGCCUUCCUCGAGUUCCGCUCAGUGGAUGAGACAACCCAGGCCAUGGCGUUCGACGGUAUCAUCUUCCAGGGACAGAGUCUGAAGAUCCGUCGUCCCCAUGACUACCAGCCCCUGCCCGGCAUGAGCGAGAACCCCAGCGUCUACGUGCCUGGUGUGGUGUCCACAGUGGUGCCUGACUCGGCCCACAAGCUGUUCAUCGGGGGCCUGCCCAACUACCUAAAUGACGACCAGGUCAAGGAGCUCCUGACAUCGUUUGGGCCUCUCAAGGCCUUUAACUUGGUCAAGGAUAGCGCCACAGGUUUGUCUAAGGGUUAUGCGUUCUGUGAAUAUGUGGACGUCAACCUGAACGACCAGGUCACCAUGGAAAAUCAGGCCAUAGCAGGACUCAACGGCAUGCAGCUGGGAGAUAAAAAACUCCUGGUGCAGAGAGCCAGCGUGGGAUCCAAGAACGCCACUCUGACGAGUAUAAACCAGACCCCGGUGACACUGCAGGUGCCGGGCCUGAUGAACAGCUCAAUGACCCAGAUGGCCGGCCUGCCCACAGAGGUGCUGUGUCUGAUGAACAUGGUGGCUGUGGAGGAGCUGGUGGAUGAAGAGGAGUACGAGGAGAUCGUGGAGGAUGUGAGGGACGAGUGCAGCAAGUACGGCCAGGUGAAGAGCAUCGAGAUCCCCAGACCUGUGGAUGGGCUGGAGGUCCCCGGCACUGGCAAGAUCUUUGUGGAGUUCAUGUCAGUGUUUGACUCCCAGAAGGCCAUGCAGGGUCUGACGGGCAGGAAGUUUGCCAACCGGGUGGUGGUGACCAAAUACUGCGACCCUGACGCCUACCACCGCCGAGACUUCUGGUAGAGGAUGACGACAGACGAAGAGAGCGAGGGGGGUGGAUUGCCCCAUUUCAAAUCGACCCUUAACCCCCCACCACCUAGGCACUUGUUUUGACCUGAAAAGGUGUGAGCGACAUAAUGUUUCACCUAGUCCGCCAGGUGGAGCUAAGAGAAAUACCCGGGGGUAGGGGCUAGGGAUCCAUUUGGUAUUGGGCAAAAGAAGGGAGAGAUGGAGAAAGAAGGGUUUGUAUUCUGACGAAAACCAAGAGGGUCAUGGGGGGGGGGGGUUAAAAGAUUUUUGCGAAUUGUGUGUCGUAACAGGUCAGGGGUCAAUGAUUUUUAUACUUUGUGAGGAGGAAGGGAUGGGUCAUUCUGGCGCGGGGGGGUGGAACUUGCCACACCUUAUGGUUUGUAUUUAAAUGGAGGAAGUCCGUUUUAAGUACUUUAGGAAGGUGAGCCGAGGAGAGGGGGACUGGUCUACUUUAUAAGAGUGAUGGAUAGAUAGAUGGAUAGAGGAGUAUUCAUCAUUUCAUUGGGGGAGGCGGAGAGGGAGGUGGUGACAUUUUUUAUUUGACCCACCAAUAUAGAUAACAUGAUCAGAUUCUUGUUGAGAAAAUGGGGAAGGAAAGGAGGAUUUGUUAGAGAAGAGGGGAAAGCUAUUGACAGGAUAGGAUGGAAAGCUAUUGACAGGAAUGGCCUCAUUUUGGGAUUUUUCUUUCUUCUCAGAUUUGAACCUUUACAUUUCCUCAUGUUUAUUUUCUUUCAUGUACAUCAGACUAAACCCAUCCCUCUCUCCCUCACCCUGUGUGUGUGUAGAGAGAGGGGGAGAAGCUGUAACCAUACAUAACCAACUCCAAUGUCAUAUUGGACUAAUUUAUCGGAAUGUCAGCUGUUGUGGUUCCAAUACUGUAUAUUUACACUGUCACACACCUUGUAUUCAGUCACCAGGGCCAGAGUUUGAGUUGGAGUACCGUACAUUUAGAAAACUGCCUGUCUCUUUGUUGUAUUUUUUAUUUUUGGGAUUGAAACCUUUCAUCUAGUGUAAAUUUAUCCAUCACCAUUUUUAGCAGGCAAAAUAAUUCUGUCCCUACACCCUUACCCAUAAGAGAGGGACUGGGAGAGGGGAAAGGCAGUGAGUGAGAAAAGAUAGGCUUUUGAAGUUCUGAAUUGUUAUUUCUGAAUUGUGAGUGGUAAAUAUAGGAUUGGUGUUGAGUAGGGCUUGAUCUGAUUCUGAUUUAAAAGCUUUAAUGUUAUUUUUCAUGUCACAUUAGAGAAUAGAAUAUAUGGAGUACUCCAUGUCUGUGCUUAGCAAGUUUGUCUAUACAUGGAGUCAUUUCAUGGCUUUGGUAUUUUCAGGUAACAAUGAUUUGAGAUUGUAAUCUAUAUUCAAGUUACUAUUGUAUUGCUUUGUCUGGAAUAUGAGUUUGUUUUUGUUAAGCUUUUUUGCUUCCUGUUUCAAACCUACCUAUAGAAUAUUGGACAGCUCAUACAGAAAUAUCUCUUUGGCCCGGGUAGCGUUUGUGUAACGUCUCACCUCAGCAGACAAAAUAAAGGUAUAAAGACUAAUACCAAUGGCUCCUGUUCUACUGCCCACAAAUAGAAUGCAGUAUUUACUGUGGCCAAGUUAUCAGGCUUUUAGUAACAUAAAGUCUGGUACUAUUGUGUGACUGUACACCUUGUCUGUUUAGUUAAGUAAUGGGUCUGUUGUCACAAAGGAUGAGAUGGAGAUGUGAAACAAAUUAUUUUUUAACUGAAGGGGAAUGCAGUCUUUUGGACUGGUUCUCAAGGGUUCUAUUCAAUUGGAAUGUUCAACAAAGAUGUUCAUAGUCUUCAAAAGGUUGUCCCCUCAAGUGUAUAUAUGGUCUCACUUCUUCCUCAUCUCUCCUGCAACCUUUGUCAUUACUACUCCAAGGACCACCGGUUACACUAUGGGUUUGAGAGGGAGUUUCCCAUGAUGCUUUCGGUUCAGACCUAGAGUUGGGCAGUACCAGUGAAAUGUGACUUCCGCCCUUUAUGACAUUUGCUUUUUAAAUGUUACCAUGUCAUUUAAUUUCAACUUUUAUUUUUUUGGGAAAAUGUGAUUUCUUAAGUGAAUUAAUGGAAUUAAAAAUGGCUAAAACCACA
Molecule: messenger RNA, 4107 nt
Organism: Coregonus clupeaformis (lake whitefish)
Lineage: Eukaryota; Metazoa; Chordata; Actinopteri; Salmoniformes; Salmonidae
Product: splicing factor U2AF 65 kDa subunit-like
Exons: 13
Coding region: 512-2008 (498 amino acids)
Biological process (GO): mRNA processing
Cellular component (GO): U2AF complex; nucleus; U2-type prespliceosome
Molecular function (GO): poly-pyrimidine tract binding; pre-mRNA 3'-splice site binding
Source: RefSeq, a predicted model, not a curated record